UAUUAUAUGAUCAGUGCAGUCAAAGAAAUGUUUAUCUAAUUAUUGGUUCGUGUAUACGUCUUGUUGCUUGGCCUUGUUUUAUUACUUGUGCGGUGAUGAGGCUCUCUAUUUUCCUUUUAUUGUUGCUAUGCAUUGCCUUUCCUCUCCAUGUUACAUCUCAUUCUAAUGAAGGUCAUCACAUAAACUGUGGUUCACAAAAGGAAACCACAAUAGAAGGCAUCAAAUGGAUCACAGAACAUGGCCUGACCAAACUAGGAAAAACACACAACCUUGACACUCUAGGCAUAUUACCUACAUUGUCAUCUUUAAGGUACUUUCCCGAAAAAUCGGUUCGAAAAUAUUGCUAUACAAUACCUGUGAUCAAAGGUGGCAAGUAUCUGAUCAGAACAAGUUACUAUUACGGUGGUUUUGACGCCGGAAAUGAGCCACCGGUCUUUGAUCAAAUCGUCGGAGAAACUAAAUGGAGUGUAGUGAACACUAGUGAGAAUUAUGCAAAGGGUCUUAGUACUUACUAUGAGAUUAUAACUGUUGCAUUGAGGAAAAAAAUGUGUGUUUGUCUAGCGAGGAAUGAAUUCACUGUGGGGAAUCCUUUUAUUUCUACUCUCGAAUUCGAGUAUUUGAAUGAAUCUAUGUAUAAUGAAACUGAUUUCAAGAACUAUGCACUUGCCACGACUUCUCGCCAUCGAUUUGGUCUUUCGGAUGGAGCUAUUCUCAGACAUCCAGACGAUCCAUUCAACCGAUACUGGCAAUCCUUCGCCGAUGAGAAUCCAGUUGUUGAGAGUCAUACACAUGUGAGUUCAUCGGACUUUUGGAACAACCCGCCAGAGACAGUGUUCCGAAGAGGCCUAACAACCAGCAGAGGAAAGAAACUCAUUCUCAAAUGGCCUCCGGCGAACCUGCAGAAUGGAAACUACUACAUUACUCUUUACUUUCAAGACAACCGAACUCCGAGCCCGUUUAGUUGGAGGAUCUUUGACAUUAAAAUAAAUGGCGAGAACUUGUACACUAAGCUCAAUGUCUCAACCGCCGGUAUUAUGGUUUAUAGUGCUCAUCAGCCACUUUCAGGGCAGGUAACAAUAACAUUGAUACCCGAUGAGAAUUCCCCAGUCGGUCCGGUGAUCAAUGCUGCAGAAAUCCUUCAGAUUGUUCCUCUUGGCAGAAGAACACAUACAAGAGAUGUAAAUGUGAUGGAGGAUCUUGCGAGAAGAUUAAAGAAUGUACCGAUAGAUUGGAGCGGAGAUCCAUGCAUGCCGAAAGAAAGUUCAUGGACAGGAGUAUCGUGCUCUGAAGGGAAGUUUGCAAGAGUUGUAUCAAUUAAUCUGACAAAUUUCGGACUUGUUGGAACACUGCCACAGAGCAUAGGCAAGUUAACUGCAGUAAAAAGAAUUUGGCUUGGAGGCAAUAAACUACAUGGAAACAUUCCAGACAUGAGUUAUCUGAAACAUUUAGUUUCUUUGCAUUUGGAGAACAACCAAUUCAAUGGAUCAAUCCCUACAUCACUAGAAAAGCUCGAAAAGCUUCAAGAAUUAUAUCUUCAGAACAAUAAUCUUAGGGGCGAACUUCCAAGCAAUUUGAGAAACAGGGGACGAAUCAAAAUUCAAUAUAAUGAAUAAAUGAUAGAUAAUGAAAGAUAGAGUUCUUUCCAAUCAGCAUAAAUAUUAAUCC
Dioscorea cayenensis subsp. rotundata (Guinea yam) is the source of this 1665-nucleotide messenger RNA. RefSeq names its product probable LRR receptor-like serine/threonine-protein kinase At1g67720. Gene Ontology annotation, molecular function: protein binding. The coding region runs from base 96 to 1613 and encodes 505 amino acids. Lineage: Eukaryota; Viridiplantae; Streptophyta; Magnoliopsida; Dioscoreales; Dioscoreaceae. The transcript is spliced from 8 exons. The record is from RefSeq and is a predicted model, not a curated record.